Elgaria multicarinata webbii is the source of this 1714-nucleotide messenger RNA. It is a transcript of the gene MCOLN2, whose product is annotated as mucolipin TRP cation channel 2. Lineage: Eukaryota; Metazoa; Chordata; Lepidosauria; Squamata; Anguidae. The transcript is spliced from 14 exons. The coding region runs from base 88 to 1701 and encodes 537 amino acids. The record is from RefSeq and is a predicted model, not a curated record. Gene Ontology annotation, molecular function: NAADP-sensitive calcium-release channel activity. Gene Ontology annotation, cellular component: membrane.
CUUAUAUUGGUUGAACUGGGGCAGCUGCAAAGAAGUCUGAAAGUUCCUUAAGGAUAGAACAGUCUUCUUAUAAACAGAUCCAGAAGUAUGAUGGCUCAGCCGGAUUCAGACUUUAAAGAAGAGGAGUCCCUAAAGGAGGAUUUAAAAUUCUACUUCAUGAAUCCAUGUGAAAAAUACCGAGCUAGACGUCAAAUACCCUGGAAACUGGGGCUUCAGAUUUUGAAGAUUGUUAUGGUUACUACACAGCUUGUCCUUUUUGGCUUGAGAAAUCAGUUGGUGGUUUCUUUCAAAGAGGAAAAUACUAUGGCUUUCAAGCAUCUGUUUCUGAAAAACUACUCUGGUGUUGAUGAAGAUGACUACAGCUGCAGUGUGUACACACAGCAAGAUGUUUAUGAUAGUAUCUUUUUUGCAAUUAAUCAGUACCGACAACUGAAGAAUAUAUCACUGGGUACACUGGGUUACGAGCAAGACGAAGAUGACUUGCAAGGCUUACAGUUAUGUAAACAGCAAUACAGGAAAGGCACAAUACUUUCUUCUAAUGAUACGCUGCACAUAGACAGUACUAUUGAAACAGAAUGCAUUCGCCUAGAGCCUCAGGAACUGGCUGCUAAGGAAAUAAGUCACUUGAAGAACUCGUCAUUUUUCAUCCUUGAGUUUUAUAGACUCAUACAGGUUGAAAUCUCUUUUAAACUAAAAGGCAUUGAUCUACAAACCAUUCAUACCCGUGAGCUGCCUGACUGUUAUGAAUUUCAGAAUACUAUUAUAUUUAACAAUAGAGCCCACAGUGGUAAAAUGAAAAUAUUUUUUGAUACCGAUGCUGUCAUAGAAGAAUGUAAAGACUGGAACAUAUCUGGCUCCAUUCAGAAAAACACACAAUAUACCUUGGUUUUUGAUGGGUUUGUCAUUGCAAACUGCUUUGCUUCCCUUAUUCUCUGCACACGGUCCAUUAUUCUUGCUGUAAAACUACAAAAAAGGUUUGUGAAUUUCUUCUUGAAGAAAUAUAAACGCCAUGUGUGCAGUUCAGACCGUCUGGAGUUCAUUAAUGGGUGGUAUGUCCUGGUGAUUGUCAGUGAUAUGAUGACUAUCAUUGGCUCUAUAAUGAAAAUGGAAAUAAAAGCGAAGAAUCUUACAAGCUAUGAUGUUUGCAGUAUUUUUCUUGGUACAUCUACUUUAUUCGUUUGGGUUGGAGUUAUUCGGUACUUAGGCUACUUCCAGACAUACAAUGUUCUCAUUUUAACAAUGCAAGCAUCAUUUCCCAAAGUUCUAAGGUUCUGUUGUUGUGCUGGGAUGAUAUACCUUGGCUAUACUUUCUGUGGCUGGAUUGUUCUAGGACCAUAUCAUGAAAAGUUUGAAGAUCUGAACACGGUAGCAGAAUGUCUGUUUUCUUUGGUCAAUGGCGAUGACAUGUUUGCUACGUUCGCUCAAAUCCAGCGGAAGAGUACUUUAGUGUGGGUGUUCAGUCGGCUAUACCUGUAUUCCUUCAUUAUCCUCUUCAUAUAUAUGAUCCUCAGCCUUUUUAUUGCACUUAUUACAGAUGCCUAUGAUACCAUAAAGACAUACCAAGAGAUUGGUUUCCCAGUUACGGAUCUACACGAGUUUCUAAAAGAGUGCAACAAUGAAGACACAGGAAAACAGACAUCAAUAAGUUUCUGUUGCUGUAGGAGGCAGAACAGUGAUGACAACUUGAUACUUAUAAACUGAAGAUGGGUGGUGC